UGCCUCGACUGGUUUGAGUUUACUUUAAACGCAGAGAGAAGUUCGCUAGAAGAACAUAAUAUGUUUGAACAUCAUUAAGUCUGACUACGAGCAUAUUUUUUUUGGAAGAAGAAAUUUUGUCAUUUCAAGCAAUGACGUGCUUUCCACGAACAAGAAAUUUUCGAUGAAUUGAGUGCAUCAGAAUGAGAUCGUUGAUGAUAGUGAAUGUAAUAAUGGCGAUAUUAGUUGCUUGCAAGGCUUCAGCCCUUGCGACUUCUGCAUCUCACAACACAGUCGCCAUAAAUGAAACUGGACAUGCCAAUGACGCUGAACAGACUGAAAACGCAAGUGAAAAAAAUGAUGAAAAUUCAGAAAUGAAGUAUUGCGCGUCGUCCAGCGAGGUAUCAACUGUCAUGCGCAACAUCAUGAAGAAUUCAAAAUAUAAUGUUCAUAAGAUACCAAGUUUUGGUAAACCAUUGGCAGUGAAGCUGGCAAUCACAGUGCUUGUGUUUCGAGACAUGUCGGAAGUUGAUAUGACUUACACUGUGGAUUUUUUUCUUCGAACAAAGUGGCGAGACGAACGUCUUAGUAAUUCUUUGGAUUGCAAAUUAACAAUGACUUUGGGAAAGAAACAUCCAGCGGAGAUUAUUUGGGUUCCUGAUACCAUGAUAGAAAAUGCUGUUACUUCAUACUUACAUGAAGUCCUCACAAAUAACCACAAAAUUGAUAUAUCUCCUAAUGGUGACGUGUUCUGGUCCACUAGAGUCACAGUAAAGGCUAUGUGCCCUAUGAACUUACUCAAGUAUCCAAGAGACAAGCAGACGUGUUUCAUUGACUUGCUAAGUUAUGCUUACACGACCGAUUUAAUAACAUAUAUGUGGAAUGAAAAUAACUCCGUUGGUAUAAUGGAUACAACUUUAAGUCAGUUCGAUGUCACCAAUUUCUAUAAAAAGAGCUAUAACUUAACCUACGCGGCAGGAGAAUAUUCCAUUCUAAAAGCAGUCUUUGUCUUUGAAAGACGAAUUGGUUACUACUUAAUACAAGUGUAUAUCCCUUGCAUAUUCCUGGUCGUGUUAGCUGGAUUAUCAUUUUGGGUGGAUGCACGAGCAACUCCAGCACGUGUUGCUCUUAGUUUGACCACUUUAUUAACUAUUGCUACCAUCUGGUCAUCAACAAAUUCAAACAUGCCUCCUGUGAGUUACGUGAAAGCUGUAGAUGUAUAUUUUCUUACAUCUUUUGGUUUUGUUCUUGUUACAUUGCUCGAAUACAUUAUCGUACUGAACUAUAACGUCUUGAAGACUGCAAUUCAACGAAAACUCAACAUGUUUGACAAGAAAACCGCGGAAGAUAGGGAAAAAGAAUCAUUCUGCAAAAAGCAUGGUCAACUUAUCAGUCGACGAUCAUCAUCAAAGAACAGUAUCGAAAUGACCGAAAGUCAGAUUGCACGCUAUUCAAAUGGUAAUUACAAGAGUCGGCAUGCAAGCAGCAGCAGUUGCACAUUAAACACGGAAAGCAAGGUUGAAAAGAAAGAAGAAGACAUAAAAAUAGUAUCAAACAUUGAUAAAGUAACAAAAUUUGCGUAUCCUCUUGCAUACAUCCUAUUUAACGUCUUCUACUGGUAUAAACUUAGAGAUAAUUAAGUUCGUGAACACUACUCUCUGACAUGUUCACGGAAGUUUAACGUUGGAGCGAGCAAUAUUUACACAGGGAGAAUACCGAACAUUCAGUGAACAAGAGUCAUCUAAAUCUGUCUUAGACUCUGCCACAUAAGACUGGUCGUCUGCAAGGGGAGCAUAUCCUUAAAAAAAUAAGGGGUGUUCUACGUUCUGGAAACGACUUUUGUACCUUGUAGUGUCUGUAUUUUAUAGAAAAGCCCAAAAAUGUCAGCUAAAAGUCCUUUAAGCAGUUUUUCGACUAAUUUUUAUACAUAUAUCACAAACUUUGUUGGGAUUUUACACCAUUAUCCCACAAAAAUCCUUACUAGUAAUGAUGUAUAUACAAGCAAGCUGAAAGCAGAGACGGAUCUAGAGUACGUCAAAAUAAAUUACUGCAGCACAUUUUGGAAUGUAUUUACAUUUCUAAGCACCUUAGAGGCAAAUCCAU
Messenger RNA from Xenia sp. Carnegie-2017, 2082 nucleotides. Its product is annotated as gamma-aminobutyric acid receptor subunit beta-1-like. The transcript is spliced from 10 exons. The record is from RefSeq and is a predicted model, not a curated record. Gene Ontology annotation, biological process: nervous system process; chemical synaptic transmission; chloride transmembrane transport. Bases 183 to 1619 code for a protein of 478 amino acids. Gene Ontology annotation, cellular component: membrane; neuron projection; synapse. Gene Ontology annotation, molecular function: neurotransmitter receptor activity; extracellular ligand-gated monoatomic ion channel activity; chloride channel activity. NCBI's taxonomy places the organism in Eukaryota, Metazoa, Cnidaria, Anthozoa, Malacalcyonacea, Xeniidae.